AUUGGUUUUGCCAAAAUUUUGCACUGUUCCGGAUAUAUAAGCUUGUACAUAGUAAGGUGACUUCAGUGAGUACAGUUCGUCAGCACACAACAAACAAUAUGCUUACCUUUGAAGAAAUCGUUGAGAAGGCACGCAACUUCAAGCAAAAGCCAACACAAGAGGAAUUCUUGGAAUUCUACGGCUACUACAAGCAAGCAACUGCUGGUGACUGUGACUCCGACGAGCCAGAGGAUCCAAUCAAGAAGGCCUUGUGGCAAGCAUGGAAAGACAAAGCCGGUAUGACCGCUGAUGAUGCCAAAGAAUACUACAUUAAGGUCUACCAUAAAUAUGCACCAAAAUACCAAGAAUAAAUUAUCCACAUUAGUCAAUAGUUUUCAAAGUUAUCAAUUUGAAGAAUUUAUGUACUAAAUUAGUUAAAUAAAAAGCCUUAUAAGUUUAGACAUGUAAAAGUAAAAAACUAA
Molecule: messenger RNA, 461 nt
Organism: Teleopsis dalmanni
Lineage: Eukaryota; Metazoa; Arthropoda; Insecta; Diptera; Diopsidae
Gene: Acbp6
Product: acyl-CoA-binding protein
Exons: 2
Coding region: 99-350 (83 amino acids)
Biological process (GO): fatty acid metabolic process
Molecular function (GO): long-chain fatty acyl-CoA binding
Source: RefSeq, a predicted model, not a curated record